AGUGCGCCCUCCCCGCACAUGCGCGCUGACGGCCCAACAAUGGCGGCGCCCGAGGAGUCGCUGAGGAGGCGGAAGACCGGGUACUCGCACCCGGAGCCUGAGUCGCCGCCCGCGCCGGGGCGUGACCCCGCAGGCUCUCCGGCCCACCUCCACGCGGGCACCUUCUGGCUGACCCGGAUCGUGCUCCUGAAGGCCCUAGCCUUCGUGUACUUCGUGGCAUUCCUGGUGGCUUUCCAUCAGAACAAGCAGCUGAUCGGUGACAGGGGGCUGCUUCCCUGCCGAGUGCUCCUGAAGAAUUUCCAGCAGUACUUCCAGGACAAGACGAGCUGGGAAGUCUUCAGCUACAUGCCCACCAUCCUCUGGCUGACGGACUGGUCAGACACGAACUCCACCCUGGACUCGCUCGCUCUUCUCGGACUGGGCAUCUCGUCCUUCGUCCUGAUCACGGGCUGUGCCAACGUGCUUCUCAUGGCUGCCCUGUGGGGCCUCUACAUGUCCCUGGUCAAUGUGGGCCAUGUCUGGUACUCCUUCGGAUGGGAGUCCCAGCUUCUGGAAACAGGGUUCCUGGGGAUCUUCCUGUGCCCGCUGUGGACGCUGUCGAGGCUGCCCCAGCACACCCCCACAUCCCGGAUUGUCCUGUGGGGCUUCCGGUGGCUGAUCUUCAGGAUCAUGCUUGGAGCAGGCCUGAUCAAGAUCCGGGGCGACCGGUGCUGGCGAGACCUCACCUGCAUGGACUUCCACUACGAGACCCAGCCGGUGCCCAACCCUGUGGCAUACUACUUACACCACUCGCCCUGGUGGUUCCACCGCUUCGAGACACUCAGCAACCACUUCAUCGAGCUCCUGGUGCCCUUCUUCCUCUUCCUCGGCCGGCGGGCCUGCAUCAUCCACGGGAUACUGCAGAUCCUGUUCCAGGCCGUCCUCAUCGUCAGCGGGAACCUCAGCUUCCUGAACUGGCUGACCAUGGUGCCCAGCCUGGCCUGCUUCGAUGACGCCGCCCUGGGGUUCUUGUUCCCCUCCGGGCCAGGCAGCCUGAAGGACCGAGUCCUGCAGAUGCAGAGGGAAAUCCGAGGUGCCCAGCCCAAGCCCAGAUUCGGCUCUGUGGUGCGGCGUGCAGCCAACGUCUCCCUGGGCGUCCUGUUGGCCUGGCUCAGCGUGCCCGUGGUCCUCAACUUGCUGAGCUCCAGGCAGGUCAUGAACACCCAUUUCAACUCUCUUCACAUUGUCAACACUUACGGGGCCUUCGGAAGCAUCACCAAGGAGCGGACGGAGGUGAUCCUGCAGGGCACGGCCAGCCCCAACGCCAGCGCCCCCGACGCCGUGUGGGAGGACUACGAGUUCAAAUGCAAGCCAGGCGACCCCAGCAGACGGCCCUGCCUCAUCUCCCCGUACCACUACCGCCUGGACUGGCUCAUGUGGUUCGCGGCCUUCCAGACCUACGAGCACAAUGACUGGAUCCUCCACCUGGCCGGCAAGCUCCUGGCCAGCGACGCUGAGGCCCUGUCCCUGCUGGCACACAACCCCUUCGCAAGCAGGCCCCCACCCAGGUGGGUCCGCGGAGAGCACUACAGGUACAAGUUCAGCCGUCCUGGGGGCAGGCACGCCGCCGAGGGCAAGUGGUGGGUGCGGAAGAGGAUCGGAGCCUACUUCCCUCCACUCAGCCUGGAGGAGCUGAGGCCCUACUUCAGGGACCGUGGGUGGCCUCUGCCCCAGCCCCUCUAGACGUGCACCAGAAAUAAAGGCGAAGACCCAGCCCCUGGCGGCUCAGCAA
Molecule: messenger RNA, 1771 nt
Organism: Chlorocebus sabaeus (green monkey)
Lineage: Eukaryota; Metazoa; Chordata; Mammalia; Primates; Cercopithecidae
Gene: LMF1
Product: lipase maturation factor 1
Biological process (GO): protein maturation
Cellular component (GO): endoplasmic reticulum membrane
Source: RefSeq, a predicted model, not a curated record